Rotaria sp. Silwood1 is the source of this 786-nucleotide messenger RNA. Lineage: Eukaryota; Metazoa; Rotifera; Eurotatoria; Philodinida; Philodinidae. The record is from the annotation of a GenBank genome assembly.
AUGCAUUACGAACCAUCAACUAAUGAUAAGAAAUUUAAUAUUGCUAUCUCUGAUGUUACAUGUCAAUAUUCACCAAUGUCUGAGUUGGCUGAAAUCAAUCGUACACGGAUAACUCUUCUUCGUUUAAUUUUUAUGCAAUUUGAUAGUUCACAUACUAAACCAUCUCAAAGUGGUGUCUAUGAAAUUUGGCCUAGACAAGGAAAACCGAUCAAAGUGUUGUGCGACAUGGAUACUGAUGGUGGUGGAUGGACUGUGUUCCAAAAACGAGGUGACUGGAAACCUCAAGAAAGUUUUUAUAGAGCAUGGCUCGAGUAUAAACGAGGUUUUGGCGACCUACAACGACAAUUUUGGUUAGGAAAUGAUCGUUUAUCAAUUUUGACAAAUCAAAAUUCAUAUCAGUUGCGAGUUGAUCUCGAGGAUUUCGAUGGACAAAAGAGAUUUGCCGAAUACAAUUCUAUUCGAAUAUCGAAUGAAGCUGACAAAUAUCGACUGAUACUCGGAUCUUAUGUUACGGGUGACGCGGGGGACUCAUUAAGUAAUCAUAAUAACAUGCAGUUUUCCACUAAGGAUCAAGAUAAUGAUCCUUCCACUGGAUCAUGUGCACAACUCUAUAAUGGGGCUUGGUGGUAUAAUGACUGCCAUAGUUCUAACUUGAAUGGAGAAUAUUUGCGUGGAAAUCAUCCAACAAUAUAUGCUGCAGGCGUCAAUUGGUUAUCAUUUAGAGGUUACAACUACUCGUUAAAAAGUACAGAAAUGAAAAUUCGCCCUACUUGGUACAAGCCUUGA